This is a messenger RNA of Bufo gargarizans (Asiatic toad), 1280 nucleotides long. RefSeq lists its product as uncharacterized. Bases 198 to 1280 code for a protein of 360 amino acids. The record is from RefSeq and is a predicted model, not a curated record. The transcript has 4 exons. Gene Ontology annotation, cellular component: nucleosome. Gene Ontology annotation, biological process: nucleosome assembly. NCBI's taxonomy places the organism in Eukaryota, Metazoa, Chordata, Amphibia, Anura, Bufonidae. Gene Ontology annotation, molecular function: protein heterodimerization activity; structural constituent of chromatin; DNA binding.
UACAGGCUGGAAAAUGAAAGCCACUAGCACUUCUGAGCUCAGCCAAUCAGAGCGGGAGGGCGGGGCCUGGAGUUCAGGAACAGCCCCGCCCCCAGAAAUGCGACCUCUCCGUGCAGUUCUCCUCCAGGUCCGCCCAUGCUCCAUAUAAAGGAGGGCUCUGGGCUGAGCAGUCACUGCUUUCUGCUCACACCUAGAAGAUGUCUGGUCGCGGUAAAGGAGGGAAAGGGCUCGGGAAAGGCGGCGCCAAGCGGCACAGGAAGGUGCUCCGUGAUAACAUCCAGGGCAUCACCAAGCCUGCCAUCCGCCGUCUAGCUCGCAGGGGAGGCGUCAAGCGCAUCUCCGGCCUCAUCUAUGAGGAGACCCGCGGGGUGCUGAAAGUCUUCCUGGAGAACGUCAUCCGGGACGCCGUCACCUACACCGAGCACGCCAAGAGGAAGACCGUCACCGCCAUGGACGUGGUCUACGCGCUCAAGCGCCAGGGCCGCACUCUCUACGGCUUUGGGGAAGAGCCUUUGGUUUGGGGCGGGGCAGAGCCGGGCUCACUUGCUCUUGGCCGGCUUGCUGCUCUCGGUCUUCUUGGGCAGCAGCACGGCCUGGAUGUUGGGCAGGACGCCGCCCUGGGCGAUGGUGACUCCGCCCAGCAGCUUGUUGAGCUCCUCGUCGUUGCGCACGGCCAGCUGCAGGUGACGGGGGAUGAUGCGGGUCUUCUUGUUGUCGCGGGCGGCAUUGCCGGCCAGCUCCAGGAUCUCGGCGGUGAGAUACUCGAGCACAGCGGCCAAACAUCGUUCUCUGCAGAGCACAAACCAGCAACGAAGACUCUGAUGUGUGUGAUCCGGAGGAACCGCCGCCUUUAUAAGCUGCUGCUCCGCCCCCAGCGCCGCUCAUUGGGUGGAUUAGAAGCCUCCACCGGAGACAAGACUCGUGGAGAAGCCAAUGAGCGGCGCUGGGCGUGGCUUAUGACACGGAAGAUGUCUGGUCGCGGUAAAGGAGGGAAAGGGCUCGGGAAAGGCGGCGCCAAGCGGCACAGGAAGGUGCUCCGUGAUAACAUCCAGGGCAUCACCAAGCCUGCCAUCCGCCGUCUAGCUCGCAGGGGAGGCGUCAAGCGCAUCUCCGGCCUCAUCUAUGAGGAGACCCGCGGGGUGCUGAAAGUCUUCCUGGAGAACGUCAUCCGGGACGCCAUCACCUACACCGAGCACGCCAAGAGGAAGACCGUCACCGCCAUGGACGUGGUCUACGCACUCAAGCGCCAGGGCCGCACUCUCUACGGCUUUGGGGGUUAA